AUGACGCUUCUCAUAGCCAACAUGGUUUCCAGAAACAGACUGGCGAAGUUGAAUGGUCUAAAGUCAUCAGACAACCCGCCUGCCUAUGAGCAAGACGAAAAUCUACUCGUCAUCGGCAUCGAUUUCGGGACCAUCUAUUCAGCUGGCCAGGGUCGGGUCGAGAAGAGGGUGGAAAAGGAUGCCAACCCCAUGACUUGGUUUAAGCUCUUGCUCCUGAAGCAGGAGGACCUAUCUCCCGAGCUGUGCUCUUCCGAGUUCCUCAUCCGAGCCCGGAAGAUGGCGUUAGAGCAUCAAAAGACACCCUUCGACCUGAUCGCGGACUACCUGCAGGCGAUUUGGAACCACACGCUUGAGGGCAUCGCCAAGGACCGCGGAGACUCAGUCCUCGAAGCGUACCAGUUCCACGUCGUCAUUACUGUCCCUGCCAUCUGGAAGGACUAUGCCAGGCAGGACAUGGAGAAGGCGGCCAAAAAGGCCGGUAUUCUCGAUCGCAGAACGGCGGGCAAGACUAUCCUGACAUUUGCCCCAAAACCAGAGGCUGCCGUCCUAUCGACUCUGUGUGACCCAGGGCGCGAACCCAAGACGGGUGAUGUGUACUUCAUUUGCGAUGCCGGAGGUGGCACAGUUGAUCUCAUCACCUACGAGAUCACGGGCGUCGACCCGAUCCUGAUGAGGGAGGCCGUUGAAGGAACAGGCGGACUCUGUGGAGGUACCUUCAUCGACGAGGAGCUCGAGGCCAGGAUAAGGAAUCGCCUAAGCUGCAAGUGGGGUCAAAUCAGCCAGUCGGGAAUCAAGGAGAUGCUCAAGGGCGACUGGGAGCUUUCCAUUAAGCCACAGGAUAAGCCUGGAAAAGGGAAAAAGGAAUACGUGGUGUCGAUCCCGGCCGAAGCUUACCAGAAGGACAACGAGCUAUUCGACGACAUGACAAGAGAGCCUUUCAUCAAGAAGGGCCGUAUGCAUCUCAAAGGAUGUCACAUCGAACAGGUCUUUGAAGAGUCGUUUUCCAAGAUUGAUAAGCUUAUUGAAGCCCAAAUCCUUAAGGCCAAGAAGCAGGGCCUGUCGUUGACUGGAAUCAUUCUCGUUGGCGGUUUGGGGGGCAGCCCUUAUCUGUAUGAGCACUUGAGGGCUCAACAUGGACCAGCCAGCAUCAGCAUCCUGCAAUCAACCGGAAUGAGACCGCGUACGGCAAUCUGUCGAGGAGCCAUGUACAAAGGCUUCAUGAGCGGAACCGCGUCCUCCAACCGAGAGUGCCAUAUUCCAAUCCAAGUCACCUCGACCGUCUCAAGAGCUAGUUACGGGGACAAGGUAUGGGACGAAACGUCACAAGAGUGGGAGGCCGGAAACCAAAUGACAUGGUACCUGAAAAAGGGAGAAAACGUGUCAACCAAGGCCCCAGUGUCCCACUCCUGGCACGUGCUGUACGAAACAAACAGCAGCUUCGACGGAACCAUUAAAGUAACGAUCUGUCAGUGCCAGGAGGAUACGCCCCCCACGCGCAAGAACGACAGCGUUGAGACGUGGGCCACCAUCGAGUGCUCGAUCGAUACUCCCUUCUGGGGCAUGAAAUAUCACUGGAACGAGGUCGGGAUCAGAGUAAAGAAGCUAGACUACCACGUCGAGAUGGUUCCGUCUGGUGCCUCUGUGAGUUUGCGGUUGUAG
Messenger RNA from Fusarium falciforme, 1659 nucleotides. RefSeq lists its product as hypothetical. The transcript is spliced from 11 exons. Lineage: Eukaryota; Fungi; Ascomycota; Sordariomycetes; Hypocreales; Nectriaceae. Bases 1 to 1659 code for a protein of 552 amino acids. The record is from RefSeq and is a predicted model, not a curated record.